UACAUGCUGAGCCUCUUCAGAGGGAGGUGUCACUCCUCCUCCUUUCGCUCCCCCCCCCCCUCUCUCUCGCUCUCUCACACACAGUUCUCUGUGAGUUUAGAAUGACAGAUUGCCUGACAGAGAAAGACAUUCAAAGGAUCCCCUGACAGUGGCAGUUGAACAGCUCUGUUGAUGUCAGGAAUAAUCAUUACUUUCUCAUCCGGGUCUUCUCGCUCCUCUUAUGGUAGUAUUUACUUUGCCCAGACCACGGAGCUGGAACUGGCUUAGACGCCGAGUAUGUAUUAUUGUAAGAGGUGAGGAGGAAGACACUACUUCAGAUUACACGCAGUCUUAUCUGGAACGCAGUAGUUUUAAGUGGAAAGAACUGUUCGCGUGAAAGACAAUCAUUUUUCUCAAAGUCCAUAAGUCUUUUACAGAUGAAUAUUUAAUGGCUUCGGAAUGGAGAUAGCCUUGGUGAGUUUUGAAAACGGCGGCGCAAAAGGGAGCGGUGGAAAUGCCGGCGAAGCCUGCCAAAACGCGCUGGAUCAUCCCCAACCAGGCUUUGUCCAGACAGGAUUCACCGAGAGCUACAAGGAGUCAAACACGUUGGUCAGUCCACCUCAAAGCAAGUGGAAAAUUAACGACAUGAACAACACUUUUAGCUCCAGCGAGAAUACCAUGGAUGCGCUGUUGCGCGCCGACCAUAGUCCGCAUCUGUUUGAUGAGGACAUGCUGGACAUGGACACGGACAACGACAGCAAUGAGAGGGUGUUUAUAAACAUCGCCGGACUAAGGUACGAAACACAGAUGGGCACCUUAAAUCAGUUUCCCGAUAGUUUACUGGGGGAUCCUGGUAAGAGAAUUAAACACUUCGAUCCACUUCGGAACGAGUACUUCUUUGACCGCAACAGGCCGAGUUUCGAUGGGAUUCUCUAUUUUUAUCAGUCGGGGGGAAAGAUUCGGCGACCGGUUAAUGUGUCAAUCGACGUCUUCGCCGAUGAGAUUCGCUUUUAUCAGCUGGGGGAAGAGGCAAUGGAGCGCUUCCGUGAGGACGAGGGCUUCAUUAAAGAGGAGGAGAAACCCUUGCCACAAAAUGAAUUUCAGAAACAGGUAUGGCUCAUAUUUGAGUAUCCCGAGAGUUCCAUGCCCGCAAGAGGGAUUGCAAUAGUGUCUGUGAUUGUUAUCACCAUAUCGAUCAUAACGUUUUGCUUGGAGACGCUGCCAGAGUUCCGAGAUGAGAGAGAACUGCCCGUCACUGUCAGAGGGGACAACAGCACUCAAGUAGGGCCGUCUCUCACCUUCAGCGACCCCUUUUUUAUUAUAGAAACCACCUGUGUGAUAUGGUUCACUUUUGAGCUCUUUGUGCGCUUUUUCGCCUGUCCAAGCAAGUCGGAGUUUUCUAAGACCACCAUGAACAUUAUUGACAUUAUGUCCAUUAUUCCUUACUUCAUCACAGUGGGCACCGAGUUGGCAGAGCAACAGAGCGGCCAAGAACACCAGAACGGCCAACAACAAAUGUCUCUGGCCAUUUUGAGAGUCAUACGGCUGGUUCGAGUGUUUCGAAUAUUCAAACUCUCUCGCCACUCCAAGGGCCUCCAGAUUUUGGGUCAGACUUUAAAGGCCAGCAUGCGCGAGCUCGGCCUCUUAAUCUUCUUUCUCUUCAUAGGAGUCAUCCUGUUCUCGAGCGCCGUGUUCUUCGCAGAGGCGGACGAGCCUGAGUCGCACUUCUCCAGCAUCCCCGAUGCCUUCUGGUGGGCGGUUGUCACUAUGACCACAGUAGGCUACGGGGACAUGAGACCGAUAACGGUCGGGGGUAAAAUUGUGGGCUCACUCUGUGCCAUCGCUGGCGUGUUGACCAUCGCUUUGCCGGUGCCGGUCAUUGUGUCCAACUUCAACUAUUUUUACCACAGAGAGACCGACCAGGAUCAGGCAUCACUCAAAGAUGACAAAGACGUCGGCGCUAACGAAGGUCCAAACGAUGAAAUGAAGCGCAGCCGCAGCAGGUCAUCUCUCAAGUCGACAGAAGACGUGGAAAACAACGACGGGGCGAACACGCCUGUGGAGAAAACUAACAUGAAAGCUAACCGCAGCAUGGAGUUUAAGAAAUCCCUUUACGCAUUUUGUUUGAACACGAGGGAAACAGACUUGUAGACCCUCUGCGUUGUCCUUGAUGUUCACCGUAGAUGGUGACACGGUCGUACUGUGAUUCACUUCUUUGAAACAACCCCUUCUUAGUGUGUUCAAAGGCUUUUGCACAAUGGCAACACGAUAUUGCGAUUCAGGAAAGUUUUGCUACCAUGUUACUUACAAGCACAGCACAUCAUUUUCUAAUUUGAUGAGCACAUUCAUUAAAAUCCCAUUUCAGGCGCCAAUGGAAUAAAAUGGACGUAAUUAUAUUGCACAUUACACACCAUAGGCCUAAAUGCUACAUGUCAUCACAGGAGAAAGCGAGAUGGUCAAAUUGCAGGAUAGGCUGCAUGGAUUGAUAAAGUCUAGAUGAAAAAAAAUGAAUAGUUUGCUGGAUUGGCUUGAUAGUUGCAUUUGACAGAUUUGUUUUGUUGGCCUUAAAUGAACUACAACUACCAACAAAUCAUGUCGACCUUGAAAUAAGUGAAUUACAUAGUCCUAUAUGUUUUUGUUAAAGUAGGCAAUUUUAAUGGGCAUUUUAAUUUUCUUAAUGUACCAUUUAUGUAAAUCGAUGUUUACUGGAAAUCCCGCUGCAAACGCAUUUCAGAACAUGUACAUAUUUUCAAAGUCAAAUAUCAAACUGGUGGUUUUAACUACAAUCUGAAAUAUGAUCAAAAAUAUACGUGUUAGGUUCGUGAAUAGCCUGAACAUCAACCCUUACAUUGAUUCUUCAUUUCAUAAAGAACUGAUUUAUAUUCUUACUAUUAGUCUAUAUAAACGUGUUGCGUUUUUAAGGGGACUUUUUUUUGAAGACGGACUUAAAGAAAAAAAGAAAAAAAAACAUUGACAAGAAAUAAGAAAAUGACUCAAUGACAGCCUUGUUUUCAUGAGGGCACUCUGGAGCGAAACCUGUGUGAUGGGAAUGCCAUGAUGGUAAACAGAGAGAUACGCGGUAAAGAUAAUGUACACAGGAGGAUCUUACCAAAGGAGGAAGGCACAGAGAUAUAUCAUCCAAAGUGAAAGAACCCAUCACAGCAAGACCCCUCACGCAGAUGAAAGACUCCAUUCUCAGAGGAGCAGAGCAGAAUUGCCGCCAUCUGACCAGUGGACAUCUCUCUUCAACGCCAGGAGCGUCAUUCACCGUCAUAUCCCAGCACCACCCUUUCAGAUAAAUCAACAAAAACAAACACAAAAACAAAACUGUGCCUUCAACUAACCCCAGCAGUACUACACCGUUUUGACCUACACCUACAAAACCACAAAGGUGGAGGAGAAACACACAAAAAAAGCACACUGCCCAACGGACGAUCAACAGAUGUUUGUCGAUGGCAGAGGUUCAAGCUCGCCCCUCUCUACGGACUAGAACACAAGGGCAUGUCUUAUGUGAAGUUCUGUUUCUUUUAACCCCCUGUGUUGACAAACGUUCAAUAUUAAUACGAUGUGCUAGUGAUUUGCUUCAUAUUGGAAGAAAUCCCUAUCUGUGCAAUAUCAGUUGAUAUAUUUCUGUGUGAAGCCGUAAUGUGGAAGUAGACUUUUUUGGACGAGUUUUCGGCUCAGUCUGUUUAUUUUUUUAAAUACUGUCCUCCUGAUCUCUAUUUUUCUAACAAAACAAAAAAAGGAAAAAAAAGAAAGAUGACUAUAUAGUAUAUAUAAAUAAACAUAUAUAAAUAUAUAUAUAUUAAAAAAAAAAUCUUCACUGGUGGAGUGGGCAUGGCUCUCUAAGCACAAGGGAGGCCAGCCAUUUUUGUUUUAAGACAGUGGAGUUUCAGACUUAAAAAAAGAGCCUCCCUCACUUUAAGGGCCAAAGCCAUAGCCUGCAAUCAUACUUGUCGGGUUUCGUGGUAAGGAGCACACAAAGAUCCACAUUAUGAACAGCUGAAAAGACUGUGUGUGUGUGUGUGUGUGUCCUUGCUUACUCUGAAGAUCUUACAGACGACAAAAGUAAGACCAAGGUGUUGGUGUGUUUAUUAUGUGAAGCUUUGGUUUCCUACAUCAGGUGAAUUGAUUUUACUGACGUAGCUAGCCAUUCUCUACCUAAUUGUGGCCUGUUCUCGCUGAACGUCAAUUUAUUUUGUACUCCCUCCUGCAUAUCAAUACAUUACUUGGUGUGUGUAGAUACAUGUGAGCGUGUGUUUGAAUGGUGGGUUAUGUUGGUAAUCAAGACCUUCUUUAACUGCAAUUUUGUGACUACGUGGAACCUGUAUCCUUUAAGCUGCUACCUUGUACUGUGUGGUCUGGAUAUAUCCAGCGUUAUUCCUAAUUAAUUAUCCUUGAACAAUCAACUCACUCAAUACCUCGCAUAUAAUGUUAUAUUAACAAUUUAGAGGUAACUUGUUAUUUGUACUGUAUUUUGUCAUUGGUUUAUAUGAUGUUAGCAUAUGUCACUAAAUCUCCCUCUGCCCCCUCCCCAAACCUUCCACAGCAUUUUAUUUAUUUAUUUUAAUUUAUUUCCAUAAUAUGCAGUUGAAGCACUGUUGAAUAAAGCUGAACAAAUUCAUAGUAAAUCUCACGAGAUGCUAAAUUUAAUUUAGCACAAUGUCCUACAUUUAUACAGUCUCUGUUAUAAAUGACGAGGAUUUUGCAAUUUGAUAAAUUUGCAAAUAAAUCUGACUGAAAAUUCUGACAUUGCAUGUCACUUACAAGUGUGAAAGAGAGUUAAGUGCCAAUUGAUCUGUGUACAAAUGCAGAUUCUUGGAGAGUCUUAUAUUUUAUAAAUUUUACUUUUUUAGGGGUAAUCAUUGCCAGAAAAGACAGAAUCAUGGAAACAGUUUGUACACUUGCCUUCUAUUGAAAAAAAAAUCAAGUCAGGACAGUUUGCUAUGCACUGGCUUAUAGAUGAAAUCACAGUACUUACUUUAGGCCUGAGUUUCACCUCCACAACACAAUAUCGAAUCAUAGCGGGUUUGCUUCAUAAUUCCUGUAAAUAAAUAAAAUAGGAGUAUACAUUUAUUUUAGAAAUGUGAACUUGUGACCAAGAGAUCAGUUCAGUUCAUGAACAGUUCAGAAUACAAGUCAUGUAUUCAGAACACAGGCCGUCCUAAUGUCCACUGAGCAAAAGGACAACAUAAAAUUACAAAAUAAUUCAUUACACAGUAUAUUAAUUAAAAAGAAACCCCUAAGCAAUGGAAAAGAAAUUGAGAGACUGGCUGUUGACAUUUUUGAAACCAUAGUAGGCUAUAACAUACACACUUGGGUUGAUAUCACAUGUUAUUGCAGAGGUCCCCAACCCAUCCCACUUCACCGGUUAGUGCCACUUCCUCUAACCCGUCAGGUUUCGUGUUGCUCCAUUAUCCGGCCAUGCAUCCUCCCCUCCCUUAAUGACUCCGCCUCAUGCUCCCUCCCAAAAUGAAGCUGCCAAAUUGGUUUUGAAGCCAAAUUUAUGAUGUUCUCUAUAUAUGUGUCUGGCUGAAGUGUUUUUACAUGUAAAACCUCAUCCCUUUAAAUGUUACAUUGUGUUUUUAAGGAAGAGAAAAUAUCAAUCCUGUUUGU
Messenger RNA from Clupea harengus (Atlantic herring), 5595 nucleotides. RefSeq names its product potassium voltage-gated channel subfamily A member 1. Gene Ontology annotation, molecular function: protein binding; delayed rectifier potassium channel activity. NCBI's taxonomy places the organism in Eukaryota, Metazoa, Chordata, Actinopteri, Clupeiformes, Clupeidae. The record is from RefSeq and is a predicted model, not a curated record. Gene Ontology annotation, biological process: action potential; protein homooligomerization; potassium ion transmembrane transport. Gene Ontology annotation, cellular component: voltage-gated potassium channel complex; membrane; intercalated disc.